AUGCCGAAGAGGGGCUCGAGGUUUGGGAGCGCGGGUGGCCCGCUCAGGAUGGCGGUCGGCGGGCUGCGAUGCAGGAUCGGGCGGCGGGCGUGGCGGCAGGCCGGCGAGGCGGGCGGCGGGCGGCUGUGGCUGGACGGCGGGGCGAAGGGGAUGGCGCCGGUGGGGGUGCCGGAGGAGCCGGUGCAGUCGGCGAAGAGCGCCCUGACGGACCUAGCGGAGCUUUUCCAGGGCAACUUCUUCCCGCCCCUGCUCGCGCGCGCGCUCUCCGACAAGGAGGUCGUCCGCCUGAGCACCUCCAACAAGGCCCUCCAGCGCCUGCUGGCCCCCGAGGUCCAGGAGAUCCACGAGAAGGCCCGCGGGCGGGACGUGGCGGAUUGGCUAAUCAAGCGCGACGGGCGGGUCGACUCGAUCCAGUUCCUGCUGUGCAUGUCCUACGCGCUGGUGCGGUCGAUCGCCUGCGGCGACAUGCUGCCCUUUGACCGGUUCAUCGGCGCCAUGGCGUUCGGCUCCCGGGGCUUCCACGCCGACGCCGUGGGCUUCAACUCCAUCCACGACAUAUUCGACUCCGAGGGGGAGGAGGAGGACGAAGCGGAGCCCUGGUUCUACUGA
This is a messenger RNA of Ostreobium quekettii, 609 nucleotides long. NCBI's taxonomy places the organism in Eukaryota, Viridiplantae, Chlorophyta, Ulvophyceae, Bryopsidales, Ostreobiaceae. The record is from the annotation of a GenBank genome assembly.